This is a messenger RNA of Rangifer tarandus platyrhynchus (Svalbard reindeer), 504 nucleotides long. Lineage: Eukaryota; Metazoa; Chordata; Mammalia; Artiodactyla; Cervidae. The record is from the annotation of a GenBank genome assembly.
AUGGUCAACCCCACAGUCAACCCCACCUUGUUCUUCAACAUCGCUGUCAAUGGUGAGCCUUUGGGCCUCAUCUCCUUCAAGCUGUUUGCAGACAAAGUUCCAAAGACAGCAGAAAAUUUUCCUGCUCUGAGCACUGGGGAGAAAGUAUUUGGUUAUAGAAUUUCCUGCUUUCACAGAAUAAUUCCAGGAUUUAUGUGCCAGGGUGGUGACUUCACACGUCAGAAUGACACCAGUGGCAAGUCCAUCUAUGGCAAGAAAUCUGAUGAUAAGAAUUCCAUCCUGAAGCAUACAGGUCCUGACAUCUUGUCCAUGGCAAACACUGGCCCCAACACAAAUGGUUCCCAGUUUUUCACCUGCAAUGCCAAGACUGAAUGGUUGGAUGGCAAGCAUGUGGUGUUUGGCAAGAUGAAAGAGGGCAUGAAUACUGUGGAAUCUGUGGAGUGCUUUGGGUCCAGUAACAGCAAGACCAACAAGAAGAUUAUUGCUGACUGUGGACAAAUCUAA